AUGUCGCACGACGUAAAAGAGGAAAAUGGCUGUUCGGGCAUAAUUCGUCACGACGAAAAUUACAUCGAAACGACGGUGAUGCAUCCUGGCAACUUGUAUAUCACGAGAAAGUGGUCCGAGUGUUCGAAGGACUCGCUGAAAUUGUACAUCGAAGCAGAUUUAGGAUUCUGCUUGGAGGACAAGCAGCAAAAUUACGAGUUCCCCAGCACGGAACUUCUUCCAGGAGUGAUGUACAACGCGGAUGACCAGUGUCGAAUAGAGUACGGUCUCGAGGCACGCCACUGCGAUCUGGAAGUGAAGUGCGAGAGCCUGAGGUGCGCCAUUCCGGGAAAGGGUUGCGUGUCUACGAUGGAACCAGUGGCUGACGGCACACGCUGCGGGGAGAACAGGUGGUGUUACGGGAUGAAAUGCCUGCUGGUCGGGGAACGACCUGGUGUCGUGGACGGUGGUUGGAGCAAUUGGUCACCUUGGAGUCGAUGCUCCCGUACCUGCGGUUCCGGCGUCACACUCUCGGUCAGGCGAUGCGUCAAUCCUGUCCCAUCCGAUGGUGGCGCUUUCUGCAGGGGCGACAGGAAACGUCACAAAAUAUGCGCCACUGAGCCGUGCGACGUGGAAGCCCCCUCGUUCCGCGAUGUCCAGUGCAGCGGGUACAACAACUGGGUCUUCCCAGAAGACGGGAAACUUCACCAAUGGUCCGAGUACAAGCUGCCCGAGGAUCUGAGAAUAUCGGAGAACCCGUGCACGCUUUACUGCGUGAACGAGAAGAACGUGGUCGCCUCUCUGAGCCCAAGGGUCGUGGACGGCACCACGUGCUACAGGGGCAUACGGGACAUCUGCAUCGGCGGCACAUGCCGCGAGAUACCCUGCGAUCUCAACAUGGAGUCGAACGCCGUGGAGGACGCGUGCGGCGUGUGCAAGGGUAAUGGGACCUCGUGCAGCCUGAAGGGAGACACGAUAACGAUCGUGCAAGCGGCCCGCCCGACGAAGUUGCUCGAGAUACCUGUCGACGCGACCAACAUCCGUGUGGAGGAGUUGGAGCCCUCGAAAUCCAGGAUAAUGGUGUGGAGCAAGGACGAGAAGCCGUUAAUUCAUGGGGAUCGUUUAGGAUUGUUCGAGGUGGCUGGCAUAAAGGCGUGGUUAGGGGCGAUAAGAUUGAACCAGGAGACUCUCGUCAUACCAGGACCCAUCGUCGAGGAGUUGAUUGUAAUGAUUCUGCCGAAAGGGAACGUGACGGUGAGGUAUUCGUACGGCGUGAAAGAGAAGAGCCCUCGUAAGCCCGAGUUCUCGUGGAACUUUCUCGACUGGGAAGAGUGCAACGCGAAUUGCGGGCCGGGCGAGCAGAUCUCCAAGCCCCGUUGCCUCGAGAAACACGCGGGCAUAGUGGAUGACACUUUCUGCAAAAGCAUGGCCAGGCCGCAGGAAAAAGUGAGACCCUGUUAUCGGGCACCCUGUAUCCCCAGAUGGAUGAUCGGUGAUUGGCAAGGGUGCACGUCCUGCACGUUCCGUUGCGAGAACACGCGAUCCGUGAAAUGCGUACGCCCCGUCGGCCAUUCUGAGCAGGAUGUGGAUAUUAUCGCCGACAGCUACUGCGAAGGGCCGAAGCCGAAGGAACGGGAGCCCUGCGCCGGCCGGGAGAAACGCAACAACGUUCAAACGCGACGCUCGAAGCGGUGGAAAAGUAUAUCUAUCCUUGAGGAGGAGGAGGAACGAAGAGAAGAAGAGGAGGAAGAAAGAGAAGAGGAAGAAAGAGAGGAAGAAAAGGAAGAAGAAGAGUAUAAAUCGAGCAUUCAAAAGUUAAAGAAGGGCGAACAGGUGAUCGACAGCAAGGAUAUCAGUAAUUUAACACUCACCAUCAUUUUGGAACACGACGCGACCGGUACGUUGAUCUUUCCCAAGGAUUUUGUCCCCCAACCACCGCCCAACAGCACCGUGUUUACAUUGGUUGGAAUGGACGCGGUCAAGUACAUUCAAAAAAUUCAAGAAGACGCCGUGACCGCUUCCAAACAACGUUCUUAG
Apis florea (little honeybee) is the source of this 2016-nucleotide messenger RNA. RefSeq names its product A disintegrin and metalloproteinase with thrombospondin motifs 7. NCBI's taxonomy places the organism in Eukaryota, Metazoa, Arthropoda, Insecta, Hymenoptera, Apidae. Gene Ontology annotation, cellular component: extracellular matrix. The record is from RefSeq and is a predicted model, not a curated record. Gene Ontology annotation, molecular function: metalloendopeptidase activity. Gene Ontology annotation, biological process: extracellular matrix organization; proteolysis.